This is a messenger RNA of Penicillium digitatum Pd1, 1002 nucleotides long. Its product is annotated as quinone oxidoreductase family protein. Lineage: Eukaryota; Fungi; Ascomycota; Eurotiomycetes; Eurotiales; Aspergillaceae. Gene Ontology annotation, molecular function: oxidoreductase activity. The record is from RefSeq and is a predicted model, not a curated record.
AUGAUGAAGGCUUUGCAACUGACGAAAGAGCUCGAGGCUUCUCUGCCAAUUCUUUCACUUACCAAUGUCCCAAUUCCGACUGCCAUUCCUGGCUUCGCUCUCGUUAAAAUCCAAUACUCGUGCAUUAAUCCGUCGGAUAGAUUCAACAGUGUUGGUGGGUUCCCGAAGACAACCUUCCCCCGCAUUCCUGGUCGCGACUAUUCCGGCACGGUGAUCGAUCUGAAGAAUGAGUCAGAUGCCAUACGCUCCAAAUGGAUCGGGAAAACCGUCUACGGAACUGGUGGUUCCGAAUUCGGGUUCAAAAUGGAUGGCCCACACGCGCAAUACUGCCUCAUCCCCGAGAACAUGCUAAUCGAGAAGCCUGACACAAUUUCUCUCGUUCAGGCUGCUGCAGUUGGGGUUCCUUUUACAACAGCUUUGCGGUGUCUCACCCGAGCAAAGACAACAACAAACGAUGCCGUUCUUGUUCUAGGCGCCGGUGGGGCCGUGGGAUCUUCCGCUGUUCAAGUCGCCCGAGCAAUAGGGUGCAAGCGCAUCUUCACUGCAACUCGAGACAAGCGCGACAAUCCAGAUAUCCUAUUGGAAGGAGACAUCGCUGCAGAGCUUCAGAGCAAAAUUCCAUCACUCACAAACAAUCAAGGCGUCAACGUGGUGAUCGAUACUAUCGGAAAUCUCGAUAUCAUGAAUGCUGCCAUCCAGGCUUUAGCUGUCAAGGGUCGGUAUGCAUGGAUUGCUGCGCCUAAAGGAGGGGGUUCCACUGAGAUCAGUUUCGACAUUUUCGCGGCCUAUCGAAAGGAAAUUGAACUUGUGGGCCGUAACUCUGGUCUUGCUACAACCGAAGAUACUGCGGAAGAGAUGCAAACUUUGACCCGUUUCUUUGAACAGAAUUUGAUUCACCCGCGACCUGAGUCUUUAAUGACUGUGGUCAAUUUGGAUGAUGCCAUUGAGAAGGGAUAUAAGGCCUCUCCAAGUAAGAAUCAGACUGUGUUGAGGAUGGAUUAG